Messenger RNA from Myxocyprinus asiaticus (Chinese sucker), 3249 nucleotides. Its product is annotated as elongation of very long chain fatty acids protein 4-like. Gene Ontology annotation, molecular function: fatty acid elongase activity. The record is from RefSeq and is a predicted model, not a curated record. Lineage: Eukaryota; Metazoa; Chordata; Actinopteri; Cypriniformes; Catostomidae. The coding region runs from base 276 to 1223 and encodes 315 amino acids. The transcript has 7 exons. Gene Ontology annotation, biological process: fatty acid elongation, saturated fatty acid; fatty acid elongation, monounsaturated fatty acid; very long-chain fatty acid biosynthetic process. Gene Ontology annotation, cellular component: endoplasmic reticulum; endoplasmic reticulum membrane.
GCAAUACAGUGAAUUGCACCAGCUGAGCGACCCUCAUUCAUUGCUGUGUGUGUGUCUUGGGGAGCGACCCAAGAGCUGCAGUGAUGCCUGUAACGCUGUAGGAUGCUCUGCACACGGAUGAUGAUUUUAUAUGCUUCUGUUUGAACAGAUCUGGAUACAUCUGUGACACAUUUGUUGUUUACAGCACGGAAUAACUGUAUCGCGUGACCUUGCCCUGAAUGUCAUUAGACAGGGAUUUUAAUCUUGCUACGAACAAAAGGAUUUAAGUCUCAGCGAUGGAUAUUUUGAAGCAUAUAAUCAACGACACCGUUGAAUUCUACAAAUGGAGUCUUACCAUUGCAGACAAGCGUGUGGAGAAAUGGCCUUUGAUGGACUCUCCUCUCCCCACACUUGCUAUCAGCUUCUCAUACCUGCUCUUUCUCUGGCUGGGGCCGAAGUACAUGCAGGGCAGAGAGCCCUUCCAACUGAGGAAGACCCUCAUUGUCUACAACUUUAGCAUGGUCAUCCUAAACUUUUUCAUAUUCAAAGAGCUCUUCCUUGCUGCACGGGCGGCUAACUACAGCUACAUCUGCCAGCCUGUUGACUACUCAGAUGAUCCUAAUGAAGUGAGGGUGACAGCAGCCUUGUGGUGGUACUUUAUCUCCAAAGGUGUGGAAUACCUGGACACGGUGUUUUUCAUCUUACGCAAGAAGUUCAAUCAAAUCAGUUUCCUGCAUGUGUAUCACCACUGCACUAUGUUUACCCUGUGGUGGAUUGGGAUCAAAUGGGUUGCUGGUGGACAGUCAUUCUUUGGGGCUCACAUGAAUGCAGCAAUCCAUGUCUUGAUGUACUUGUAUUACGGGCUGGCAGCAUUUGGUCCAAAAAUACAGAAAUAUCUGUGGUGGAAAAAAUAUCUGACCAUUAUCCAAAUGAUCCAGUUUCACAUCACCAUUGGCCACACUGCUUUGUCGCUCUAUUCUGACUGCCCAUUCCCUAAGUGGAUGCACUGGUGUCUGAUUGGAUACGCCUUCACCUUCAUCAUCCUCUUCGGGAACUUCUACUACCAGACAUACCGUCGGCAACCCCGCCGUGAGGCUACAUCCAAGCCCAGCAAAGCCCUUUCUAAUGGAGCGUCUAAUGGAUCCCUUAUGUCUAGCAACGGAAAUGCUGCCAAGAUGGAUGAGAAACCAACGGUGGCUGAGACCGGGAGGAGAAAGCGGAAGGGAAGAGCAAAGCGUGAUUAAACCAGAUCAGAAAGAAAACCAGACACAGGCAGGCACACAUACUGAUGCAAGAGAGAUCACGGAUACGGAGAGACUCAUUAACAGGUUAAGGAUGAGUGAUUCAUUGCUACAGCGAAUUAAAUGGGUGUAUCAGCUGAGAUUAAUCCAAAAUUGUUAUGAAUAAGUCGAGUUUUUGCAGCAGAGGGGGAGAAAUGUAAGCUUAAAUAUAGAGAGACGGGAAUACAUACAGUUUCCCAAAGUAUUUAGACACUUAUGGAAACUUAACUCACACUUAUAAUGUCUGAACGUCGUUGUAUUAGAUAAUAAAAUAUCAAACCAUGAGGCAUCUGCAAGCUUUUCUCAGAACUAACUUCACUUUUCUGAAGCAUUUUUGGAGUGACUUUGUAUCAGCUGGUGUCAAGAUGAAGUCAGUUUCUCUCAAGUUCACAGAUGUGUCCUUGCAGGAAAAGUGAUUGUGCUAUGUUUCUUUAAAAACAAUGCCACUUGGUUUAAUAUUUUAUUAUCUAAUGCAAAGACAUUCGAGCAUUUUUAAAGUGUGGCUUAAGUGUCUAAAUGUGGCUAAAUAAUUUUUGGGUCUCUGUAUGACUAAUUCUUAAAAGGAUCUUAUCAAAAUAUGAUAUAUAUUGUCUAUCCUUAUGUUUGUUAUUUUAUUCUAUGUAUCUGCCUUUUUUACACUGUUAUCCUAAUGCCAGAUAAGACCUGUGUCUCACCAUUGUACUGUAAAUUAUUAUAAAAAUACUUCGUGAUAUCAAAUUUGUAUUUUUUUUUCUUCUUUUUUUCAUAAUUUAUUAAAGUGGGGACCGAACAUCUGAGACCACAAGUGAAAAUGCUUCUGUUUUGCAUUUUUCAAAUAAAUCAGCAUAACUAUUUCAGUGAAAAUUUGAGCUGGCAUGGACUGGUUUAUGCGAAACCUGUUGAACGUGUUAUCCAGCAUGAUUUGAGGAUAUUUGUCACAAAUAUGCUUACAUUUAAAAAGUUAUCCCAAAAAUAGUCCAGAAUCUUAAAUAUUUUUUCUUCAUUUUUAUAUACACCCCCCCCCCCCCCAAACUGUUAAUUUUCACUUUUAAAAAAAUCCCAGAAUUUCAAUGUGAUCUCACUGCAUAUCCAUUGUUUUGGAAACAUAUUUAAAUGUCUAUUUAUUUUAUAAAUCAUGUUAUAUUUCAAGUUGUCAGUAAAAACCUGUGUACCUGCUGGAUAUAUCAUGACAAUACUAUAAAGCUGAGACCAUGUGGCAGCUUAUUUCAAAAUUAGGGAUGCAUUGAUAUAGAAUUUUAACAUAACGAUAACUGAUAAUUAUUUUUAUUUUGAACAAUAAUGAUAUGAUUUAUACUGUUUUAUCUGUUCUUUUAAAAACAGUGUUCACAGUGAAAUCUCCAAGAAUGGUACAAAAGAAAUGACCAAUAACAUUUUAGGAGUUUUGUAACCUGGCUUAGAAAAAAGGUUCAUGGUAACACUUUAUGAUUAGCUGCUUCCAGUAUUGGCCAAAUCAGACCAAUAUUGCUCAGUUCUGAUAUAUUCAAGGGUAUAUCCUGCAUCCCUAUUGAGAAUAGCUUUUGACAUCACCAAAAGGUUAUUGAAAAUCAGCAACUCUUUCAAUCAUAAGCAUAAGAUACAUAGCUUUUAGUUUUCUUUGGGAAAUUAUAACCUCACUGUAAAUAGGAGUGGGAAAUAUGUUUGUAGCUGCAAAAUUGCAUUGUACAUAGAUAAAGUCCUAAGAUGCUCCAUGUCAUAAUUUUUCAUUUCACAUAGUUCUGAAUCCUAAAAUACAUGUGUUUUGUCUUGAUUUUUUUUUUAUAAUGUUGUAUAAUCUGUGCAGUUUUGUACAUUGUGCUUUUGAAAAUGUAACGAUCAUCAACAGCUCUGAUAUUUUCUUUUUAAAUGACAGAUAUACAUUGCUGUAUAUAAAAUAAACUGAAUGCAGAUGCAAAGCAAAUUUUGUCUGAAAUUUUGUGUCUAAAAAAUCCCUUGCUCACUCUAUUAGUGUCAAGCUGUGGCAUCAUGUUAUACUUCAUCUAAAACUACUUUA